CCGACUUGGGCGGGGGCGUCUGGGAGGAGCAAGAAGGCGGCUGUGGGCUGGCCUAGCGGGGCCUCCGGAUCUGGGUCCGGGCAAGUGCUGAGCGCCUACGCUUCUAUCCGGCGGUGGGUCUCCGCUGCUGUCAGAUCCUGGGGAGGUCCCUGUUGUGCUCGCCGCCCUGAACCCGCACCGAGAGCCAUGGCCCAGCCGCCGCCCGACGUCAGUGAGGACGAGUGUCUUCCCGAGUACCGCCAUCUCUUCUGCCCGGACCUGCUACGGGACAAAGUGGCCUUCAUCACAGGCGGUGGCUCUGGGAUUGGGUUCCGAAUUGCUGAGAUUUUCAUGCGGCACGGCUGCCACACUGUCAUCGCCAGCAGAAGCCUUCCAAGAGUGUCAACGGCUGCCAGAAAGCUGGCUGCUGCCACUGGCCAGCGAUGCCUGCCUUUGUCUCUGGACGUUCGCGCUCCCCCGGCCAUCACAGCUGCUGUGGACCAGGCACUGAAGGAGUUUGGGAAAAUUGACAUUCUCGUUAACUGUGCGGCCGGAAACUUCCUGUGCCCUGCCAGCACAUUGUCCUUCAACGCCUUCAAGACCGUGAUGGACAUUGACACCUUGGGCACCUUCAACACGUCUCGUGUGCUUUAUGAGAAGUUCUUCCGGGACCAUGGAGGGGUGAUCGUGAACAUCACUGCGACCCUGGGCAGCCGGGGGCAGGUGCUUCAAGUGCACGCAGGCUCUGCCAAGGCGGCUGUGGAUGCAAUGACACGGCACUUGGCCGUGGAGUGGGGUCCCCAGAACAUCCGUGUCAACAGCCUCGCCCCUGGCCUCAUCAGCGGCACAGAGGGGUUCUGGCGGCUGGGUGGCCCCCAAGCCAGUGUCAGCACGAAGGUUCUGGCCAUCCCCCUGCAGAGGCUGGGCAAUAAGACAGACGUUGCCCACAGCGCGCUGUUCCUGGCCAGCCCUUUGGCAUCCCACGUGACCGGCGCCGUGCUGGUGGUGGACGGCGGGGCGUGGCUGACACUCCCUAACGACCUCAAGUCACUGGCAGAUUUUGAAUCCUUCUCUGCUAAGCUCUAGACAGGUGUCUGAGGCAAAGGAGGCCUUCUGAAGGGAAUCUUGUCCACAACCCCUCUUGGGACGCCUCCUGCGGUGCUCUUUCCAGGACCUGCCUCCCACCCACAGAGAGCAUCAGACUGGACAGUGCCGCGGCAUCUGAAUCCGAGACUGGCCUCUCCCCCGGGAGCCAUGCUGUGUCCACCUUCCCUCCCCCCCGGCCCCAUCUCCCGUGCUCGGGCAGGAGUGACCAGGCUAUGAUGCUGCCCGUUGAGCUGCCCGCACCACGGGGGUGUCGCCAGAGGGGCUUUGACAUUCCAGAGCUGCCCCGGGAGUGGGGAUGCAGCCAAGGUGCUGCCCCACGUGCCUGCCCUGCCUCGCCCCAGCCUGGGAGGCCUUCAUUCUGCUGCUGCAGAAAGCGGGUGUCCCAUGGGUGUCCCGAGGCAGCCCUGCUGCAGAAAGCGGGCCUUUCAGGCUCCCUGUCUUCCCUUCCUGGCUCUUCCAUUUUGGGAUCUUAUUCGGCUAAACCAGGAAGCCAAACCAGGGAGACUAGAAAAGCAUCUUUGACCCCUCCCACCCCAGGCCUGGUAUCCUGGAUCCCCUUACCAGGGUGUCGGGCUGCAUACGGGAUCCCCCGCCUGGGGGUCACCCAUCCCUAUCAGCCUUUGGUGACACGGGCUGGGUUGCUCCCCACCUGUCCUGGAGCCAGUCUGUCCUUUGCUGGGACGUCCUAGUGGACUUAGUCCUUUGCCAUUCAGAGACUACUUUCUGGGUCCUCCAGCUGGCCAUUGUCUUCAUCAGCACCUCCCAUAGUUCCAAAGGGCUCAGAAAAUUCUGGCCUCGGGCGCCUCGGGGGCUCAGUCGGUUGAGGGUCUGACUCUUGAUUUUGGCUCAGGUCGGGAGUUCACGGUUCGUGGGAUCCAGCCCUGUGCUGACAGUGGAGCCUGCUUGGGAUUCUCUCUCUCUCUCUCUCUCUCUCUCUCUCUUUUCCCCUCCCCCACUUUCUCUCUCAGAAUAAAUAAAUAAACAAAUUUUAAAAACUACUCUUUUUACUAUGAAACAUCUA
Lynx canadensis (Canada lynx) is the source of this 2107-nucleotide messenger RNA. It is a transcript of the gene DECR2, whose product is annotated as 2,4-dienoyl-CoA reductase 2. NCBI's taxonomy places the organism in Eukaryota, Metazoa, Chordata, Mammalia, Carnivora, Felidae. Gene Ontology annotation, molecular function: 2,4-dienoyl-CoA reductase (NADPH) activity. The transcript is spliced from 9 exons. The coding region runs from base 187 to 1065 and encodes 292 amino acids. The record is from RefSeq and is a predicted model, not a curated record. Gene Ontology annotation, biological process: fatty acid catabolic process.